This is a messenger RNA of Bursaphelenchus xylophilus (pine wood nematode), 1931 nucleotides long. Lineage: Eukaryota; Metazoa; Nematoda; Chromadorea; Rhabditida; Aphelenchoididae. The record is from the annotation of a GenBank genome assembly.
AUGUGGCCAGAAGUAAUUCUUGGAUUGUUCGCGGUCUUCUGGGCCUAUCAUUUGUGGUGGAAGCGGAGGAAUCUUCCACCUGGGCCUACUCCAUUGCCCAUUUUUGGUAAGCUUGAAUGUACAAAAUUUUGGUGGAAAUUUCCAAAAAUUAAAAAAUUUUAUUUUAAAGCCAUGGAUAAUGUCGUAUCAAAAUCGGUGCUUGAAAUGCAGGAAAUCAAACAAAAAAGGUUUCAAAAAUCUGCUGUCUUUAUAAAGUAGUCAAAAAUACGACUUAUCAUCGGAUUUUUCAGGAAAUUUCUUCCAAUUCAAGAAGUUCCCGUCGCCCGAAGCCGCUUACGCUGCUUGGCGUAAACAAUACGGCGAUACGUUCACUUUCUGGCAAGGAGAACGUCCGGUCGUCACCCUCUGCAACUACGACCAUAUGGUCGAAUAUUUCCACAAACAAGGCGACAAGUUUGACGAUCGACCACAGGAUGGAGAGUUCUGGAAAUACGUCAAGAAAUACCAUGGUGGGAUCGCGAAUAUUAAUGGGGAUUUGUGGCGAACUCAACGAAGAUUCGCUCUGCAAACGUUGAGGGAGUUCGGAUUGGGAAAGGAUUCGAUGGAGCGGAGAGUGUUGGCCGAAUGUGAUGACUUGCUGAGGAAUUUGGAAGAGGAUGAUGCCAGGGGAAUUAAGGAACAUCCAAUUACUUUUGAGGUCGAUAGAGCCAUUGGAUCCGUGAUAAACUCACUUUUGUUUGGAUACAGAUACAAUAAGGACAAUAUGCACGAGUUUGAGGUGAGUUUCGGGCUAGAUUCUUUGCUGAAUUUACUAGAGAAAUGCAAAAAAGUAUGGGUUUAGACAUUAGAAAAGACAUACACAAAAAAUGAUGACCCUAUGACAAGAUAUAAGAAAUCAAUCUCCUUUCAGGACCUAAAGCACCGUGCACAUGUUUUUAUGCAAAUCCUCGGAUAUCCAGCUGUCGUGUUUGCCAGACUUCAGCCCAAUUUCUACGAAAAUGUCCCAUAUGUCGGGAAAUAUUUGAAAAAAGCCAAAGAAUCCGGCCUCCACCUGGUGGAUUUCUUUGUAACUCGGAUUGAAGAGCACAUGAAGGACCUGGAGAACGAAGAUCUCGAAACUUUUGAGGCCACCGAUCUGGUAGCCGCAUUUUUGAAAGAAAAAGCGAGGGUCGAAAAGCUGAACCAACCACAUUACUUUACACUAGAGCAGCUUAAUGGAUUCUGCUUUGAUAUUUGGAUUGCGGGUCAGGAUACUACCAGUAAUACCAUUGGCUGGGGAUUGGCCUAUUUGAUUGACAAUCCAGAGGUUCAGCGAAAGGUUCAUGAGGAAUUGGAUCGAGUGAUUGGGAGCGAGAGGAUGGUUACUGUAGCUGACAGGCCCAACUUGAAUUACCUUCAGGCGGUUUGUUUUGUACGUUAAAGAAGAUGUGUCUAAUCAAAAAGCUAUUAGAGGUAUUUGAAAUUAAUUUUUAUUACUUUAGGAGACCCAUCGAAUUUCCAAUUUACUCCCCUCCAACCUUAUUCAUGCCACGAGCGAGGAUGUCGUUGUGGAAGGCUAUUCCCUUCCAAAAGCCACAGCUAUCGUCCCUAUGAUUUCUGUCCUACUUUAUGAUGAAGAGGUAAUCAUUUUCCCGCAAAACUAAUCGUAGUAACUUUAGGUAUUCCCGGAGCCGCGCAAGUUUAUUCCCGAGCGUUUCAUCGACUCGGAUGGGAAAGUUCAGAAGAAGAAGGAACUUCUGCCAUUCUCAAUUGGAAGACGAAUCUGUUUGGGAGAGAAUCUGGCCAGGAUGGAGGUCUUCUUGGUGUUGGCCAAUAUUAUGAAUCGAUUCAGACUGUUGCCGACCGAUGAAAAGCUUAAUUUUGCGAGAAACCACUCACUGACUUCCCAUAUUACCGAUUACAAAUGUAGAAUUGAGCCGAGAUUUAGAUAG